Molecule: messenger RNA, 2295 nt
Organism: Anoplophora glabripennis (Asian longhorned beetle)
Lineage: Eukaryota; Metazoa; Arthropoda; Insecta; Coleoptera; Cerambycidae
Product: serine protease inhibitor dipetalogastin
Exons: 9
Coding region: 98-1612 (504 amino acids)
Biological process (GO): cell differentiation; multicellular organism development
Molecular function (GO): protein binding
Source: RefSeq, a predicted model, not a curated record
UCGUGCAGAUCAGGCCGAACAAGAGUCACCCGACUGCUAAAACGACGACGACAUCGAGACCGGGUUCGUGGUCGCGCUAUUGAACUUGACAGUGACGAUGGCAUCGCGAGGACUCCUCUGCACCUCCGUGUUCGCGCUCUUCGUGGCUCUCUUGGCGGCUGCCGUGCCAGCAGCGGCCGUAAGAGACUCAUCGUGUCCUAGGAUAUGUACCCAAAAUGCUUAUGGGGAUCCUGUAUGUGGCAGCGAUGGCAUUAUAUAUCCUAAUAUCUGCGAACUGAAGAAGAAAACUUGUGGAAAAGGAAUUACAUUAUCGGCGGACCCCAGCCCCUGCCAGCGUCCGUCCGGCUCCAAAUGCGAACACAAAUGUGGAGGGGAAAAGGAUCUAGUGUGCGGGACCGACGGAAGAACAUACCUCAACAAAUGUAUGCUUCAAGUGGAAAUCUGCAGGUUGGGAAUAGCACUCUCACAUUUGGGACCAUGCAACAAUAUCAGUGCCCACAGGGAGAAUUGUCCGGUAGACUGCAAGCAGGCUCCACAAGAUGGACCUAUCUGUGGCAGUGAUGGCAACGUUUACAAGAACACCUGUCAGAUGAAACUGUUAACCUGUGGGCAGGGGGUCGUGAGAACAAAUAAGAAGUACUGCCAAACUACGCGGCACUGCAGAGAAUCGUGCUGGAGGAAUGCCAAACCCGCAUGCGGCUCCGAUGGAAAAGUAUACACCAACGUCUGCAGAAUGAAGUCUAAAAACUGUGGGAAACACGUUUUCGAGGUACCAAUGGCAUAUUGCAUGGGUCAAGAAAGGACCUCUCACAGCAUAGGAUGUCCAAACAGUUGUGCCAACGAGAUAGAAAAACCCACCUGCGGCUCAGAUGGUUACAUCUACAGGAGCGAAUGUGAACUAAAACUGCUUAACUGUGGAUCUGCCAGGCGCGUCAGCAAGGUAGACUUCGAAAAAUGCCGCAACAAGCUGACCAAGUGCUUGAAAAUCAAAUGUUCCACCGACUUCGACCCAGUAUGCGGAACCGAUGCUAGAACAUACACCAACCAGUGUCAACUGAAUUUAGCCACAUGCCUCAAGGGUGUUCAAUUCGCGCACAUUGGAAACUGCACCAAACUGAAGGAAGAAGAGCCUUGUCCAGCGGACUGUGAAAACGAGGCUGAUGAUGAGCCAGUUUGUGGCUCUGACGGCAACGUCUACAGAUCAAACUGUCACAUGAGGAAAGACACCUGUGGACAACUUGUGAUCCAGGUACCCCUCCACCAUUGCAGAACGACUGCUCUUUGUAACGAAAAAUGCACGGAAGACAGGAACUUCGUAUGCGGCUCUGACAACAAGAUUUACCGAUCGGAAUGCGAAAUGAAAAGGGACAACUGCGGGAAGCAUAUAUUCGUGGUGCCUAUGAAGCGCUGCAUAUCCGGAUUCCAAUUCAAAGGAUGUCAGCGAAUAUGCCCCACAUACUACGACCCAGUCUGCGGCACCGACAAUAAGACGUACAGCAACAGCUGCUUCUUGGAAAUGGAGAACUGCAGGUCCAGAUCGCUGGUCACCAAGAAGCAUAUGGGGACGUGCGCGGAACCAGUAAACGAUGUCCCUAAAAACUAUCUGUAUUAAUGUGAAAGUUGCUUUUCCAUAUUAUUCCAGCGAGGAAUUGUUAGGCAGACAGAAGUCAAAUGUUUUAGUUUAUAAGCUAGUCCAUUAGAAUCGUUAUUUUGGUUUACAUGUUGAAAGAUGGCAGAUAAAGCAGCAAAAACUUUUUCUGGUGUAACAGAUUUUCUCACAAAAGAUUCUUUUCCUAGGAAAUGUAAAAAAACUAAAGGCGAAACGAUAGAAAUUGGUUUAUAAAAUAAUGAAUUUCUAAAAUUCGUUUACUUAGCAGUACAGCGCGAAAAAAUAAUAUUAUAAGCAGAAAAUUAAUAGUUAGGUAAGAUCUGAUGACAAUAAUGUAAAAUCUUGGACAAUACACAUAUUAUUUAAUAUUUCAUUAUAAAGAUUUUGUUACUUCUUACAUGCAGUAUGAUGUUUUCGUCAAAAAACAUAAUCAGUAAUAAUUAUUAGCUACCUACUGUUUAUGUGAGUAUUACUUGUGACAUAAAUGUACUAUUAACUAUAUAAUAAAUAUACGAAAUAAAUGUUCCUAAAACAGGUCCAUUAAAAAUUGUGCCAAUUUGCCCAAUUUAGUGUAAUACUUAUAGUUUUAUAUUCCACAGGUGUAUUACAUAUUAUUUAUUAAAAACUAUAUGAAGCAUUAAAAUAGAUGAGCUGUGUUUUUAUUUAUAAGUACGUAUUAUUUUCAU